Molecule: messenger RNA, 1142 nt
Organism: Candidula unifasciata
Lineage: Eukaryota; Metazoa; Mollusca; Gastropoda; Stylommatophora; Geomitridae
Source: the annotation of a GenBank genome assembly
CAAAACAUUACCCUCAGGGACAAGGGAAGUACCGCCACCAUUCUAUAGAUGACGACUACUAUAAUUAUUCGUAUGGAGGAUAUGGGUAUUAUGCACCCAAUUAUAAUUUUGAACAUUUUGGAGUGCAGUACAGCUCCCAACCAUCUUUGGUUAGAACAGCAAACAGUGAGGGCAAACAUCAACCUGGCCGAUUCUCUCAGCAGGGUCCUGCAAAGCGAGGUUACUAUGAUAAAGACCACCAUAAGGACAGCAAGGACAUAGAGGGGAAAGCCAAGGAAAGGAAUGGGGAUCGAGACAAGCCCUUUAGUGAAGAUUUUCCAUUGCUGAAAGGAUCUGGGAAGAAUGCACCUGAAACGAAGCAAACAAAAACAGGAUCUGGUGUGUGGGAAAAUCCUCCAAAAUCAGGUCGUAAUGAUGAGUCGCCGAAGAAUGCAUCACCAGGAAUAUACAAGGCAUUGUUGCUUAAUAAGAAUGGGCAGAUCAAGAAGAUUGUGCCUGAAACAUUACGUAUGAAUGGCAGAAACGCCUCUUCUCCUCUCAGUGCUUCCAAUAGGUCAAACCACAAAGAGGUCACACGGCACAGCCCUACGCCAGAUUUAGGGGUGGUGACACAGCCCAAAAAAUUAGGCAACAAGAAGAGCGAUUUUCUCAGAGCUCUGCGACAUGAGAGCAGCCUGCGUAAUGGGGAGAGCUACCAGGAUCUCAAUCAGAAUUCCAUAGACAAGAAGCAGCACGCUGCAGACAUCUCUCAGAUGAACGGAUCCUGUGAACACCAGGGCAAGAAUGGGUCACAUGAAGCUGUUGUGAACCCCAGUCAGAAGCUGAGUAGUGAUCUGGACAAGUCACUGAAGGGGGACCAUGGCAUCAAUGGGGAAGCUCUUAUAAAACAUGUUGAUCAUAUUGAUUUGUCUGGAGAAGAAGAAGAGAAGAGGCUGCUGGAGUCCAUGGGAUGGUCAGAAGAGGAUAAAACGGAGUAUGUGAUUACAGAUGAUGAUGUCAAGGAGUUUCAUCACAUGAACGUCAUUGGGAACUCGGCACGGCAUAAUGGUCUACGCUUAAAGCUGAAGUCACUUUUUGUUAAUGGCCUCUUGGACGGCACAUACAAUGAAAGCGAUGAGCUUAGCAAGCAUGAUCAUUUGUGA